Messenger RNA from Sinocyclocheilus grahami, 2610 nucleotides. RefSeq lists its product as uncharacterized. Lineage: Eukaryota; Metazoa; Chordata; Actinopteri; Cypriniformes; Cyprinidae. The record is from RefSeq and is a predicted model, not a curated record. The transcript is spliced from 2 exons. Bases 261 to 2588 code for a protein of 775 amino acids.
UUAGUGAUGCAAGGCUGUGGUUUACUCAACAGCUUUAGUGCAGUGUGGAAGUAGGAGAGAAAUGAACUGCACACGUUUUAACCUUGAUUACUAAGCAGGGGGUGGAGGUACUGAGAGAGAGUUUAAGAGAGAAGGAAACCAGGGAAAGAAAGGGCAGAUUUCAAAACUUCUUGGUGUAUCAGGGAGACGAUUUCAGUUCUUUCUGUCUUUCAGCUGACCUUCCAUCCUUUCCUUCAUCUCAUCGGCUGAUCUACUGCAAAAUGGAAACAGACUCUGUGACUUGCCCUCAGAAAUCUGAAUCCCAGGAUGAAUGCAGUAGUGAAGAAGGAAAAUUUCACUUCACUGAUGAUAGGGAAACAGCCAUGCAAGACAUGAAAAAGAAGGACAAAGAAGCUAUUAGUGGGUUAGAAAAAACAAAAACACCGGACAGCAGUUUCUCUCCUCAACCUCACAAUCAUCCCAUCUCCUCACCAGCAGAUGGAGUCAUUGAGACAACAAUGGAAGACUUGAACAGUACAGUUGAAAAUGAUCCGAAUGGUGAUCAGGAGUGGCCUCAAGUGCCAGGUCUGGAAGAAGAUAUCCAACCAGAGAGGAAUGAGUGUCAGGCCAUUGAGAUUCAGGAUGAGGUGAAGGAAAACACUGAAACCAGGGAACAUGCUCAGACAUCUGUGCAUGAUACUGAGGGUGAGGAACCUGUUACCAUGACACCGGUAGACAAAGGCUCACCACAGAUACAAAAUGUGGCCAAUGAAGAGGGACAUGAGCUUGAAUCACAUGGUGACUCUGACUCAAUUGUGUUCUUAUCAGAAAACAGUGUAGAGCAAAAUAUAGACUGCAAACCUGUGGACUUUGCCACCACCAGGGAUCAGUGGGUGAGACGGGACAGUCGUUGUGAUGAACCAUCAAACCUGACGUAUUCCAGGAGCUCUUCACAAUAUCUUCUCUCUGAGACCGAACAUUCAUCAAGCACCCAAAGUGAAUCCACAACUGAUCCUGUGGUUAAUGCCGAGAACAUCCAGCAAGGGGAGCUUGAGGUAAACAACCCAAGCAGUCUGAAUGAGAAUGAGGUAGUACAACAGGUGUGUGGUGCUGAUCCGCCCCUAGAAACAGUUGCAGGUGAGCCAACCAAUCCAGAGCAAGCUAACUCUGCCUGUAUCUCUACCGAAGUAAAAGAGCCAUUGAUAAUGCCACAGGGGAGGAGGAACAGUAAAAGGGAGGAGAGAGAGGGUGGUGAAACCGGUGAAGAGCGAAAGCAAACAGUGUGUUUCACAGAAACAGGUGGGACCGGAGGAAAGCAGCAGGGGGAAGUUAAAGAUCAAAGACAGGAACAGGAAAACAACGGACAGAGAGCAGAGUCCCAGUCAAACACAAAGUCUCAUUUGGGAGAAGGGAAAGUAAACAGAAUGCAGGUGGAUCAUUUUGAUGACAGCCAGAGUGAUAGUGGCGUAUCAGCAGACUUCUCCCCCAACAGCACAACAGAUGUCUUGGAGGGCCAUGAUAAUGAAGCUCCUCAGCCCUCUGAAUCUCCACCAAACGAAACUCCCAUUGAGAGAGAGAUCCGUUUGACCAUGAAGAGAGAGCAGAGUCUACGGCGUUCUCGAGGACUGUGCGACACAACUGACAGGACUAAUGAGUUUGUGGAAAUUCCAUUGAGAAGACCUAUUCUAUCCCAGGACCCCCAGAUAAGACCCAACCCAAGCCACGGCAAAGACCGGCAGUUUGCUGGAAAGAAGAUGCAGAAGGAAAUCAGCGCAGAGACAGAGAGGGAGAAGGUUCUGGUUGAACUGGGCCGACUACCUGGGUUCUACGACAAGGGAACAGAGGUACAGCUUCAAGAAAAAAAGCAGCUUUUUGAGUCAUUCCAAGAGCCGAAGGAAUCAGUGGCAACCAGAUCUGCCUCAAACUUCACCGCAGAGACUGCCGCUGGAAUACAGGAAGUUGAUUCUGUUGCUGAUGUUAAACAACGCUUAAUGCAAUUCUCACAAAAUUCUCCCACCCCACCAGCUACGGCCCAUUAUGGAGGCACCAAUGGCAACCCGCCUGCUGCUCGAGGACCUGGUCUAUCUGAGGGAAUCAAGGGCCAGAUAAUCAUCAUAGAGUCCAACGCUAUUCCCACAACUGUGGGAGGACCAAACGGAGGUUAUAAGACAACCUCAUGGACAGAUGGAGGAUCUGUGAAAGAGAUGAAUUCAGCGGGUGUGAGGGCUUCUUCUGAUGAGCCUGUCAGAGCAAGACAAAGUCCGAAUUUAGAAGGGAUUGAAAAUGAAGAUUUGAGAAUAGUGAAAGAGAACCCUUUCUUCAAGCUCCGCUCUUCUAUGAGUCUGCAGUCUCAGGUGGAGCUGGACAUUAAGGAGGCUAAGAAGAGGGAACAAGAACUACAGAGACAGAGAAACAGUCUUUAUGGAGGAGCAGCCAUGUAUACAGACGAAGGCAGUGGAACAGGAAUGGAUUUGAGGACAGAAAUUAGAGUGAAAGAGGAAAGGGGAACCUCUAGCCAAGAGAUCCCCCCACCUCAAUGGACAAAUUUGACUCCAGCAGGCCACCAAUCAGAGACGUUAACCACCACUACGUCAGGUGAGUCAUUAUAAGCAGCAUGUGAAAAUUGGUUUC